Molecule: messenger RNA, 1119 nt
Organism: Miscanthus lutarioriparius
Lineage: Eukaryota; Viridiplantae; Streptophyta; Magnoliopsida; Poales; Poaceae
Source: the annotation of a GenBank genome assembly
AUGGCAAAGAUGCAGCCCGCCAGGUUUGCGGCUCCGGCGGGGUGGGGUUGGCAGCAGGCCCACAGGCCCAUGGCGCCAUCAGCCGUUACGAUUGGGCUGGACGUGCCAUUGCCGACCGAGCCUUUCGUUCUAUCUAUCCUCGCCGCCGCCACCGCCGCCGUCUGGUAUCCCCUCGGAGAUUCCCCGUUCCCGCCUCUCCGGCCGCCGCAGGCAAUCAUGUCAGAGAGCGAGUUAGCAGUAAUAAAACCAGAGGCAUUGAAAACUUAUAUCUGGCUUCAGUGCUUUGAUGGCUCCAUACAACAAGUGGAGGAAGAAGUUGCGAUGUUCUGCCCUAUGAUAUGUCGGGAGAUAAUGAAAAAUGGGACAGGGUCAUCUAAGAAUCAUGCUAUAGUUCUACCGGAAAGAGUUAAUCCGGCAAGUUUGAGUUUGAUUCUUGAUUAUUGUCGGUUUCAUCAGGUCCCUGGGCGCUCAAACAAGGAGCGGAAGUCAUUUGAUGAAAAGUUUGUCCGGAUAGACACAGAAAAACUCUGCAAGUUGGCUUCUGCAGCCCUUGGUCUGCAGUUAAGGCCGCUAGUUGAUCUUACUUGUGGAGCGCUUGCUCGAAUCAUCGGAGGAAAGACACCCGAUGAAGUUAGAGAUAUUUUCCAUUUACCAGAUGACUUAACAGAGGAAGAGAAACUAGAGCCACUAAAAAAUAUAAAUGAUGAUCCUACGAUUCGUUUAUUGAACCGAUUGUAUGCAAAGAAGCGGAAAGAACUGCAGGAACGCCAGAAACUAAAGGAUGUUCAAACACAAGAAGAGCAAAAAGAUGAGAGAUCUGUGGAUGAGUUACUUUGUUUUAUAAAUGGAGAUGGAGAUUCCAGAGGUGGGAAAGCUUCUAAGAAUAAGAAAAAGAAUAAAAGAAGGAAAGAUCAAGCUAAGAAUCCCGCAAAAGCGAACUCCGAACCUGUAAAUAAGGAGGGGGCUUCCUGUGUGGUUCCGUGCAAAGCAGAUAGUGGUAACAUUUCUAGGCAUCCUUGCCAAACUCCAAAUUUGCAAGAUGAUAUCGAGUACCCCUUCGACAAUGAUGACCUUGAUGAUGGACUUGAUCCUGCAAUGAGGGAAGAGAUUGAUAGGUGA